Molecule: messenger RNA, 1236 nt
Organism: Trichobilharzia szidati
Lineage: Eukaryota; Metazoa; Platyhelminthes; Trematoda; Strigeidida; Schistosomatidae
Source: the annotation of a GenBank genome assembly
AAGGUCGACGCACCUUUGAGCUGAAGCCAUCAUAGUUAAAGGCAUGUUACCGAACCUGCCUGGAAAGAUAGUAAAGAACCUUGCAAAUUGUCCAGCUCUUAUCAAACAAUCAGCUCUUGAAUUAUUUGAACGGAUAAAAUCUUCUGAUCAUCGUCGUAUCUAUGAGGUUUACGAUAAUUUGACUGGUCUAGAUCGUGUUAGGUCUUUACAUGUUGGAGUAGCUGAGGCUGAAAAAAACUUUACACAGAAGCAAGUUAAACGGAAAGAAUGUCAAAAGGAAGUUUUUAUGUUAGAAGAAGCACGAAAUCGAAUCAAUGUACAAAUGGACAGUGUCAGGCGCAGUGAUGAAAGUUUUCUGAAGUUAGUCACAGAGUUACAUGAGCUUUCACGUCAAUACCAACUGGCUCGUGAUCGAUUAUCAUCGAUUGAAUCAGAUGAACACGCUGCCUUUGAACAAUUCUCCAGUAUUUUACGUCAUUCUCAAGCAGAAGAAAGAAUUCAAGCCAACAGAAUGCGGCAGUGGACUGUUGGUUUUAGCCUGGCUGCUGGAUUAGUUGGUUUCGGGGCAACAUGGAUACGAUUUCGUCAACUUGACAAGCAGACAAGGUCAAAUCAUUUAACAGCCGCCAGUAGUGAAGUUGCUGAAUUCUCCACGGAAGAUUUGAUUACAGCUUUUCAGUUAUCAGAAAAAAAAUCCCGAGCCGUUUUAAAUGAGUUGGUCGUAAUCAAAGAUAAUUUAAAUGAUUCUGCAAAGUCAAUUAACGAAGCAGCAUUAAAAAUAUCUAGUGCGGAUCAUCUUCCAAUGAAACUGUCCUCUCUAAUUGAUGCAGACAAAUUCAACGUGAAUGACAAAAACAUGUCAUAUAUAAAGUAUACUGGAAUUGCACUGGUCUCUGUUUUACUCCUAAUUUGGUUGAAUCGAUGAAGUGAGUGGAGGAACAACAGUGGUGUCCAAAAUUACAUUUCGCCGUCUUCGCCGGCUUCUUUUUCUUCUAGAAUAUCUGGUAUUGAUGAUGUAGCUAUUUUUUUUGAUUUUUCGUCUGUUUUCUUACUUAUUUACGUGAAAUACUCCCAGUUUUCUACUCUAACUCCUGCCCCCCUAGCUCACCAUAUAUGACCUUUCGUUGGUGUGUAAACCUUAACUCCAAUAAUUCGAUUCUUCUAUAACUACUGCGUGAAAUUGAGUCUUUCUAUAGAUUGAUAUGAUGAGAAACGUAUAUAUAUAUAUAUAUAUAU